AUGGCUUCCACUCUAGCUCAGCUGUUCACUUUAUGGCUGGCGGCCUUCGCAGUCACUCUCAAUGCCAGUCCGGUUAUUCGUGCUGUCGUUGAUGAGAGAGCAACUCCCCCGUUGCCCAGCGUGGACAAGUUCUAUCUACCUCCUCCCAACUUGGAGUCGUAUGCCCCGGGUGCCAUCAUUCGACAUCGCCCACCGCCAAACCCUAUUGCGGCAUUCGCAGUCGAUCCCAUAGAUCUUCGUGCGAGCUAUCAGCUUCUGUAUCGAACUACAGAUAGUCUUAACCAGGCAACCGCAACAGUGCUCACAGUUCUCGUUCCCCAUAACGCAGACUUCACCAAAGUCCUGUCGUAUCAGGUAGCAGAGGAUGCCGCCGACCAAGAUUGUGCUCCGUCUUACGCAUUCCAAUUGGAACAUGACACUGGGCCACAGAAUGGGACGUCAACUACACAAGCUGAGUUGCUGUUGAUAGAGGCAGCUCUAGAACAAGGUUGGGUUGUCAUUGCUCCCGACUUUUUAGGUCCAAAGGCCGCCUUUCUUGCCAAUGCCCUUGCCGGUCACGCCACCUUGGAUGGAAUCCGGGCAGCGAAGAACUCGGGUUCAAUUACGGGCAUCAGCAAGAAUCCAACUAUUGCCAUGUGGGGAUACUCUGGUGGAAGCGUCGCUUCCAUGUGGGCAGCCGAAUUGCAGCCAUCAUAUGCGCCAGAGCUUGUGAUUGCCGGCGCCGCAGUUGGAGGCGUCGUGCCCAACAUUACCACGGUUGUGACAGAGAUCAAUGGAAAGGGCAACGCUGGACUCAUUCCCGCGGGAGUUCUUGGCCUUGCUCACCAGUAUCCUGAGCUGGACGCCAUCGUGAGACAGCACAUCCUGCCGCAAUACAAGGACGAGUUCUACAAAGCCGAGAAUCAGUGUCUGGGAGCCAACAGCAACGACUUUGCCAACAAAGAUAUCAUCGGCAUGUUUGAUGAUCGUAAUCUUGUCUAUACCAACCCAACUGCUAUCAAAAUUAUCACCGAGAACGGCCUUGGUCAGCGUGUUCCCAAAAUUCCCAUGUUUGUGUACAAGGCCAUCAAGGAUGAGGUCAGCCCAGUUGCGGAGACAGAUAACCUGGUUCAAUUUUACUGCAAGGGCGGCACAACCAUUCAAUACCUCCGUGAUCAAAACGCCAAUCAUGAGCAGAUGGCCAUUAUUGGAGCCCCAAAAGCGCUGUCUUGGUUGAUAAAGAGGAUGAAUGGCAAAGAUCACCAGAAGACUUGCUCUACGAGCACUGUGUUUUCUGCACUGCUAGAUCUUGAUGCUUUGAAGGUUCUGCCAAAGUUUCUUCUGGAUGCGUUAUUGGACUUAUUGGGGAAGCCGGUGGGACCUAUAUUUGGGUAA
This is a messenger RNA of Pochonia chlamydosporia 170, 1374 nucleotides long. RefSeq names its product secretory lipase. Gene Ontology annotation, biological process: lipid catabolic process. The transcript has a single exon. Bases 1 to 1374 code for a protein of 457 amino acids. The record is from RefSeq and is a predicted model, not a curated record. Gene Ontology annotation, molecular function: triacylglycerol lipase activity. Lineage: Eukaryota; Fungi; Ascomycota; Sordariomycetes; Hypocreales; Clavicipitaceae.